AAAGAUCAGACGGACGGUACCGCACGAAUAUCGCCCUUUUAAAUAUACGCCGAGACUUCGUCGAGUGGGACUUCGAGUUCAUCUCUUUGACUCUCGAUUUCGCUGAUCGCCACUCCCCUCUUCCUCCUCCUCGUUUCGGACUCAGAUCCUCUCGCGGUAAUCAUGGGAACAAGAUGCGGGGUGGUUGUGAUUCCUCUUCUUCUCUCGAUCUUGUUGCUUGUUUCUGCUGUUCCGGCAUCGGCCGAGGAAGAUGGAUUUAUCAGGAUUGGCCUGAAGAAGAAACCCUUAGAUGAAAGCAGCAGGCUUGCGUCACGGAUAAUGGACAAGGAAAGGAAGAGCUUGAUGGGCCGGAAGUAUGGACUUGGAGAUGGUCUCGAGGACGAAGGAGAUGCUGAUUAUAUUUCCCUGAAGAACUACAUGAACGCGCAGUACUUCGGGGAGAUCGGCGUUGGAACACCUGCGCAGAAGUUCACCGUGAUAUUUGACACUGGCAGCUCAAAUUUGUGGGUUCCAUCUGCCAAGUGUUACUUCUCGUUGGCUUGUUAUUUCCAUUCGAAGUAUAAGUCAAGCAAGUCAAGCUCCUACAAAAAGAACGGGAAGCCAGCAGCCAUUCGCUAUGGAUCUGGGUCAAUUUCUGGUUUUUUUAGUCAAGAUCAUGUUACGGUUGGUGAUCUAGUUGUCAAAGAUCAGGUUUUUAUUGAGGCCACCAGAGAGCCUAGUGUCACGUUUUUGGUUGCAAAAUUUGAUGGCAUACUUGGACUUGGAUUUAAGGAAAUAUCAGUUGGCAAUGUUACACCUGUGUGGUACAAUAUUGUUGAGCAAGGCCUUGUAAAAGAACCUAUUUUCUCUUUCUGGUUUAAUCGAAAUUCCGAGGACGGGGAGGGAGGUGAAAUUGUAUUUGGAGGUGUUGAUCCAAGUCAUUACAAGGGUGAACACACUUAUGUUCCUGUGACUCAGAAGGGAUACUGGCAGUUUAAGAUGGGAGAUGUCAUGAUUGGUGGCCAAUCUACUGGGUAUUGUGCUGGUGGUUGUGCAGCAAUUGCAGAUUCUGGAACUUCUUUGCUUGCUGGUCCAACAACCAUCAUUGCAGAGAUCAACCACAAAAUUGGAGCUUCUGGUGUUGUUAGUCAAGAGUGCAAAGCAGUAGUAGCUGAAUAUGGGCAACAAAUUCUGGAUUUGUUGUUGGCAGAGACACAACCUGCCAAGAUUUGUGCUCAGAUUGGUCUGUGUACCUUUGAUGGAACCCGUGGUAUUAGUAUUGGCCUUGAGAGCGUGGUGAAUGAUAAUGGUGAUAUAUCAGCUGGUCUCCAGAGUGAUGCUAUGUGCAGUGCUUGUGAGAUGGCAGUUGUUUGGAUGCAAAAUCAGUUGAGACAGAACCAGACAAAAGAACACAUAUUGAAUUACAUCAAUGAGCUAUGUGAUCGGCUACCUAGCCCCAUGGGAGAAUCAGCUGUAGAUUGUGGUGCCCUUGCAUCAAUGCCUGGUGUCUCCUUCACUAUUGGUGGUAAAGUAUUUGAGCUCAAACCGGAGCAGUACAUUCUCAAGGUUGGUGAGGGAUCAGUGGCACAGUGCAUCAGUGGGUUCACCGCUUUUGACAUUCCACCACCUCGGGGCCCUCUUUGGAUACUGGGAGACGUCUUCAUGGGAGCCUAUCAUACAGUGUUUGAUUAUGGCAAUUUGAGAAUUGGGUUUGCAGAAGCAGCUUAGAACAGAAAUGCUUAGCAGACGUCUUCAUAUAGAAUAACCAAAUAAAAAGGACGGCAGGUGAUGCAUGUACAUAAAACUGUGGGCUAUGUUGUUCUGCUUCUGUGAAACUACUGUUGCUAAUGAUCCUUCCAAGGAAACAUUUGUUGCUUCUCACUUUGUAGAUGUAGUAUAUCAUCUAAAACUCCUGCUUGUUGCCCGAAAUUGGGAAUAGCUAGAUGUGUCAUGGCUGAAAUUGAUUCAAUUUGAUGGAUCAAGUACUCGCGAUGCAUUACCAUAUGCUGUCGAGGAACUUACUUUUUCUA
Musa acuminata AAA Group (dessert banana) is the source of this 2009-nucleotide messenger RNA. Its product is annotated as aspartic proteinase oryzasin-1. The record is from RefSeq and is a predicted model, not a curated record. NCBI's taxonomy places the organism in Eukaryota, Viridiplantae, Streptophyta, Magnoliopsida, Zingiberales, Musaceae. Bases 163 to 1707 code for a protein of 514 amino acids. The transcript has 14 exons. Gene Ontology annotation, biological process: lipid metabolic process; proteolysis. Gene Ontology annotation, molecular function: aspartic-type endopeptidase activity.